Molecule: messenger RNA, 618 nt
Organism: Stylophora pistillata
Lineage: Eukaryota; Metazoa; Cnidaria; Anthozoa; Scleractinia; Pocilloporidae
Product: phosphonoacetaldehyde hydrolase-like
Source: RefSeq, a predicted model, not a curated record
AUGGCGGACGAACCAAAAAAAACUGCGAACGUACCAGAAAACAUAAAAUUGUUCAUGUUUGAUCUGGCAGGUACAACUGUAGAUGACUCGAUUGAGGUUGUACUACUUGUGGCUAUCGCUAUGAAAGAAGCUUUUCACAAAAAUGGCCACAGUAUUGACGUGAGUUUAGUUAAUAAAUACUGUGGAAUGGAGAAGAGAGACGCACAGUAUCUUAAAGGAGGAACAACUGAAGUUUUUCAGAAGUUGAAAUCCACAGGAGCGAAGAUUGCUGUUGGGAGCGGCUUCCCGCACAGUGUCGUUGAAGCCAUCACAGAUACCUUGAACUGGUCCAGCCUGGUCGAUUUUGUCUGUAGCGCAGAGAAAUUGGGUCAUGGAAGGCCUCAUCCAGCAAUGAUCCACUCGGCUAUAAAAUUUUUUGGGAUAAUGGAUCUACGAUCAGUGGCCAAAGUUGGAGACACUAAGGUCGACGUUGAAGAAGGGAAGAACGCUGGUUGUUGGACGAUCGCAGUGUUAACUGGGACACAGAGCAGGGAGUUUAUUGCAAGGAGUAAACCGGAUUUUAUCAUCAAUUGCAUUGCUGAUUUACCUGAUCUAUUGUCAGGGACAUUCCAUUUAUGA